Molecule: messenger RNA, 10356 nt
Organism: Hemiscyllium ocellatum (epaulette shark)
Lineage: Eukaryota; Metazoa; Chordata; Chondrichthyes; Orectolobiformes; Hemiscylliidae
Product: potassium voltage-gated channel subfamily KQT member 4-like
Exons: 14
Coding region: 399-2525 (708 amino acids)
Biological process (GO): transmembrane transport; potassium ion transport
Cellular component (GO): membrane
Molecular function (GO): voltage-gated potassium channel activity
Source: RefSeq, a predicted model, not a curated record
CUUGAUGGAUGGCAGGUGGGGUGUCAGGAGGGGCAGUGUGUGAAGUUUCAGCGAUGUUGAAGUUCGAUUUCUUCUGAGUGAAAAGCACAGAGAGGGAGUGAGAGGGAGCCUGGUGUUUGUGUGGGAGCCAAUACUGGUGAUUGUAGCUGAAUAAGGCAGUGCGAGUGAAGAGACAACUCCAUCCUUGAGGAAGAUCUCUCUGGGAUGUGAAACUUCUGGAAUCUGGGAUUGCUGCCCAUCACUCACUAACAGUUCGCCUCCACCCCAGUUACAGUAUGCUGUGAGCGGUACCUGGGAGCAGGGUCAGAGAGCUCCUGGCGCAUGGUCAAGCCGAGUCCGGGCUCUCCCGGGGCGCCGUUAGCGGCGGUGCUCCCUUCCCGCCCGGGUCCGCCCUCUCCAUGCCCCGGAACCAGGCAGAUGCCGGCGGCAUGAGCGACGAGAAGCGAGUGGAGUUCGUGGGGCUGACGGCGGUGGAGAGCAGCUCCUCCAGUCGGGACGGAGUGGCUGCGAGUCCCGGGGAGAGGCACCAGGGGAGCCGCCUGAGGCUGGCACCUCAGCCCGGAGAUGGGGAGAGAUUGAUGCUGGCCGGAUUGCCCGGGGACAGUGUGCAGAGUGCCCGGGUCGGGUUGCUGGGCAGACCGCUGCCCCUCAAACACCGCAACAAGAGGAAUGCCGGUUACAGAAAACUGCAGAACUGCCUGUACAACGUGUUGGAGAGACCGCGGGGAUGGGCGUUCAUUUACCAUGCUUUCAUAUUCCUGCUUGUCUUCAGUUGUCUCGUCCUGUCAGUGUUUUCCACCAUACCUGCGCACCAGGAUGUGGCAAAUUCUGGACUCUUUAUUCUGGAAUUCCUAAUGAUCAUUGUAUUUGGAAUGGAGUAUGUGGUCCGAAUUUGGGCAGCUGGCUGCUGUUGCCGGUACAGAGGAUUGCAGGGGAGGCUCCGAUUUGCUCGAAAGCCAUUCUGUGUAAUCGAUUUUAUUGUAUUUGUUGCCUCUGUUGCUGUGAUAGCUGCUGGGACUAAGGGAAAUAUCUUUGCCACUUCAGCACUUCGUAGCAUGAGAUUCCUACAGAUUCUUCGGAUGGUACGGAUGGAUCGUAGGGGUGGAACCUGGAAGUUGUUGGGAUCUGUUGUGUAUGCUCACAGUAAGGAACUGAUUACAGCCUGGUACAUUGGGUUCUUAAUACUCAUUUUCUCUUCGUUCCUCGUUUAUCUGGCUGAGAAAGAGGCAAAUCCUCAAUUUUUGACAUACGCAGAUUCCCUGUGGUGGGGUACAGUUACACUAACAACAAUCGGCUAUGGUGAUAAAACUCCACAAACAUGGCUUGGUCGAAUGCUGGCAGCAGGAUUUGCACUAUUAGGAGUCUCUUUCUUUGCUCUACCAGCUGGAAUUCUAGGUUCUGGUUUUGCUCUCAAAGUGCAAGAACAACAUCGACAGAAACACUUUGAGAAAAGAAGAACCCCUGCUGCCAAUCUCAUUCAGGCUGCUUGGCGUCUCUACUCUACAGAUGUGAGUCGGCCAUACCUGACGGCCACCUGGUAUUACUAUGACAGUGUUCUACCUUCGUUCAGAGAACUGGCAAUUAUGCUUGAAUCACUGAGCCGUUGGCGCAAUGGUGGACUUAGAAAUUCAGACUGCAAAAAAUUACAAGAAGAAUCCCCACGGAUACAUGCAUUUCAUUCAAGUCAAAGACUAAUUGUCCCCCCCUGUAAUUUGGGGGAGAGUAACCAGAAGCUAGGAUUCAGAGACAGAAUGAAGAUGAAUAGUCCAAGGAUUCAGAGCAUGAGGAGCAAGCAGACUUCAGCCCCAAGUAUCCAGCGCUCACCCAGUACAGAGAAUGCAACACAGGUCAGCCCCACUAAGGUGCAGAAGAGCUGGAGUUUCAACGACAGAACUCGUUUCCGGGCAUCACUCCGAUUAAAACCCAGAACAACUGUGGAAACUGAGAACAUGGGAGAUGACAACUAUGAUGAAAAGACAUUUCACUGUGACAUCAGUAUGGAAGAUGUAAAGCCUGCUGUGAAAACCCUCAUCCGAGCCAUUAGGAUUCUGAAAUUUCUUGUAGCAAAGAGAAAAUUUAAAGAGACUUUGCGACCUUAUGACGUAAAAGAUGUGAUUGAGCAAUAUUCUGCUGGUCACCUGGACAUGCUUGGCCGAAUCAAGAGCCUCCAAUUCAGAGUUGACCAAAUCAUUGGGAAAGGUCAGAUGCCCACAGACAAGAAGUUGCGUGAGAAAGGAGAGAAAGUCCCACCAGAACUGGAACCCUUUGAUGAGUUGAGCAUGAUGGGACGGGUGAUAAAAGUGGAAAAACAGGUGCAGUCCAUUGAACAAAAGCUGGACAUGUUAUUGAUGAUCUACAGCCAGAGUUUAAGCAAAGGUUCAGUGACAGCAUUGACACUGGCUGCAAUGAACAUUCCUCUAGUUGACCAGGACCUGACCUCUGACUAUCACAGCCCAGUGGAUACUACAGAUAUCUCUAUGUCCACCCAGACGUUGAACCUAUCUGCCUCCACAAAUCUAGAGUAAGGUUAUGAAAAGGUCCUGGUGACCAUUGCUGAUUUUGUAACCUGACUGAAUGUGGUUAUGUGGAUUGGCACAAACAAACCUAAGAAGACAUCUUAAAAGCCACCAUUAUUGUUUUGCAUUUUAAUUUAAUGAUGUCUUUUCGGUACCAGUGAUCAACUUUUGAAGAACAACGUGACAAAAAAUAUCUUCUGUGACCUCGAAGACAACUACUGGUCUCAAGUGGGAAUAAAAUGAUCUGCAGUCUCCUAUGAUUCUGAAACGGCCAACACAAUUUGUCAAUAUGGCCUGUGACAGGUUUCCACCUGGCUUUUUGCAGUCUUCCAGCCCCAACUCAAUGGUGCACAAGGCAAUCCGUAGUAAAAGAUGUAGCAUUAGCAAAAAGAAACUAAUAAGAUUUCAAGCUAAUGAAGGAAUUCCAAUUUCUAUUCAGAACAUUCCAAUGAAAUAAUUUAUCAUAUCCAAGGUGUGUCUGAGAUCCCUGGUUUUUUGCUUAGCUUUCUGCACCAAAGGAAUCAUAUGAAAGGUCAAGUUGAACACAACUUAGCACUAUAUUCACAGAAGCUGCAUUAAAGAAUGAUGUCAAUCAAAUUCUCAGGAUUCUGGCCAAGAUCAACAUUCUGUUAGAGUGUGUCCAUUUGUCUUUGGCCAUCAGUAUUGUAAUGUCCUUCCUAGAGAGUGUUAAAGAUAUCUAUUUCUGAAGCAAGACAGCAUAUUAAAGAAAGGACUGGGAAAAUCUAAUUUGCCAAAAUUUCUCAAGGAACAAUUGAACCAACUCCUGUUUUAAUUUGAGAUGGGGAAUGUGGUGCCUGGUAGUGGACUUACUGAAAAGUUUGAGAUAUAACAAUGUGAAUUAUAGCUACAUUGAUGAAGAGCUGUGAAAUGAAAUGCUGGCAAAUACAAACUUUCAAAUCCAAGUGCAGCUGACACAUAAGACAUCAGAGCAGGACAACAUUUCUCAGUGAGUUUCAGAUACCUUCAGAGAGGAAGCAGAAUAUAAAAUCCAAGAGAAAUCUAACCCAAUCUGAUGUUUAGUUCAUGCUCAGUUAAGGAAUAAGAUAGAGUUUUUCAGGAGACAGUGAGGACUGCAGAUGCUGGAGGUCAGAGUCGAAAGUGGGGUGCUGGAAAAGCAUCCGAGGAGCAGGAGAAUCGAUGCUUCAGGUAAAAACCCUUCAUCAGGAAUUUCAGUUUAUCAGGACCCUAGUAACAAUACUUAAAGAAAGGAAUGUAUGAGCAUUACUAAUUGCAGCUCCGUGUCUAUUUGUUAGCCUGUAUGAUUCAGGUACCAGUUGUUAUUUCAUCCACAGAUGCAAAGGUACAGUGGCUAACCAGAAACCCCAAGUUAAACAUUGAGCUGUCUGAAUAAAGGACAUUCUAAUGGGUAUUACACACAAACUAGCUUCACAGCAAGAUCUCUUUUCUUUUUAAUGUAUGUGAUAGAAGAGCAAAAGCAAAUAAGAGGAAAGGAGAAAUAGAGAGAUGGCUGAUUCUUCGCACAAUCCUAUCUCACAAAAAACAAUAACUUAUUUACAAAAUUGCAAAAUGUGAUAGUGCUGCUGUUAGGACAUCAUUAGCCAGUUAUCAUAGAGACCCUUUCGCCUUCAUGUGGCUUGAUACACGUAUCCUAAUUGAGAAAUCAUAUGAGUUUAAAGAGGAAUAAAUUCCACUGAAUCACCACUCAUUUUAAGUGUUAUAAAGAAUGCAGACAUGGGAAUUAUAUCUGUGCCUCUCAGUUAAGUCUUGUUACUGUGUUUUCUGCUUUUAAAUUACUGGUUAGAGACAAGCUGGACAGUUAAAGAAGGACUUUACCACCUCUGACAAAUCUCAGGUUGCUUCACACUUGUUUUCAGGUAAAAUGACUAUUGUGCAGGCAAAUCUGCCAGGCAAUUAGAAAAUAGCAAAAAACCUCAAACGGCAAUAAGAUAUUAAUGUGUAUUUUUGGUUGUAUUGACUGAGGGAAACAUAUUAGUCGGGACACUGGGAGAAUUCCCUGCUCUUCAAAUUGUGCCUUGGGAUCUUUAAUGUCCAUGUGAACAUCAGGCAGUUAUCUCUCUCAACACUGCACUGUGCUCUCGCUAAUUUGGGAUAUAAACCAAUCUCCUUCUGACUGAGGGAAGAGUACCAUCAACUGAGCCAUUUCAUGCUGAAAUGUUCCAUUCUGUCAUACCCUGAAUGGCAUCAUCGAUGGACAUAGUGGAUUUGCUGCCUAUUCAUGAGGUCAGUGGAACCAAAUAGCUGGAUUUUGCAUAAGAGGAACUAUUUACAAAAUCUCUGCUCCCAGUGAGCUUCAACAACAUAAAACACAGUACGAGGUGUGACUAAGAGAUGAGAUAUUAUAGGCAGUUCCGAAGGUUCAUUUCCCUUUUGUAAGUAACUUGCGUAAUUGAGUCUGAUGUUAUCUCUAAUUCAUUGACAUAUACUCAGCAGUCAGGGGGUACCAUAUAGAGAGGUGUACAGUAUGUUCUGACAAUCUGAUUUACAAAAUAAUGCAGAAAUUUUUCCUUUCCUUGCAACUAUUGUUGAAAACCAGAAGUCAGUUAUUUUCUUGGGAAAUUCAGAACUGUUAAACCAUUGAGAGAACCUAUACACUGUCCACCCAUAACACAAAAGUUUACUUGCAUCACAUUUUGAAUGCUUGGCUAGAAUCCCAGCUGGGUUGAGCUUUGUGGACUUUGUUUUUAUUUAUUUUUCAUGUAAUGUGAAGGUGUACUGAGCAACAAUGGCCUGUCGGGCAGUUUAAGCUGUCUUGAAGGCUAUUCUCACAAAUGUGUUGUACUGGAUUGGAACAUCUCCACUAGCCAGGGCAAUUGAAAUAUAUUGGACAACAUGCUCUAACCUUUGUGCUCAACAGCUGUUUCUCUGUCAGGACAGCACAUUCAUUAUAUCACCCCAAAUGGUGAUAACAGCCAGAAACACAAGACUGAUUCAGUUGGUCAUGUCGUCUUGUUGGAUCACACUGACAAUGGUACAGCUACACUGAAGUUAGCUUAUUCCUGAUGAUAAAUCACUGAUUUUACUAUCACAUUGAUACAUCAAUCACAUCAUUGGUCCCAUCACAUUGAAGUUCUUGGAACAUUGUUGGUACUGUCACAUUGAUGAUAGUGUUACUGAAUGGUGUUAUGAUGACGGUGUUAAUGAUUGCUGUAAUUACAGACAGUAGUGUCACUGAUGGUAGUGUCGCUGAUUGCAGUGUCAUGGAUGACAAUGUCACUGUUGAUGGUAUCACUGAUGGUAGUGUUACCAAUAAUAUUGUUACUGCUGUUGAUGUCACUGGUGGUAGUGUUACUGAUUGUGUGGACAUCUUAUUCUGGGCCUACAGCCUCUGUAUAAGUAUCAUGUCAGCCUGAGCUCAGUAGGUGCAUCAACCAGUAACAAUUUUAUUGUAUUUCUUAUCUCUUGUAAAGUUUUUUUUAGAUUACAUUACUUACAGUGUGGAAACAGGCCCUUCGGCCUAUCAAGUCCACGCCGACCUGCCGAAGCGUAACCCACCCAUUCCCCCACAUUUACCCCUUUUACCUUACACUACGGGCAAUUUAGCAUGGCCAAUUCACCUGCACAUCUUUGGACUGUGGGAGGAAACCGGAGCACCCGGAGGAAACCCACGCAAACACGGGGAGAAUGUGCAAACUCCACACAGAGAGUCGCCUGAGUCAGGAAUUGAACCUGGGUCUCUGGCGCUAUGAGGCAGCAGUGCUAGCCCAUUACUAAGUUACUUUCUCUUAGCUUCCAAUUUAAUAUCUAUGGAUUGUCCAGAUAUUUGAUUUAACCUUUGUGUCUAUUGCAUGAAAUUUGAACCACAAAGAUUGCCAAAGAGUAAAGUAACAUAGUCCCUAAAUAAAGAGUGAUUGGACAAACAGCUACAAGAUACCUCCAAACAACACUUGAACAGUUGUUAAUACAGCACUUCCCAAAGUGCCUAGUCCAAUUAAACUUCUGAUUAGGAGAGCUGACAAGGUGAGGAAAAGGGAUCCAUCAUUUAUUUCAAUCACGUUUUACAGGUACAGUCGGUUCUGCUAUAACGCAAGUUUCUUCAAUGCAAUUGGCUAUAAUGCGAGUGAAUAAUUUAGAUCAUUAUUUGUAGAACAUGAACGUUCCUUAUAACACAAUUCUGUUCCCAUUGAUUUAAAUGGUACUGCUAUUACACAAUUUUCUUAUAAUGCAGGAUCGCACAAGAAUGGAACUAUUGUAUUAUAUCAGAAUAGACUGUAUAACACACAUGGCUGUUAUGCUAUAGAAGAUGAGGUUUCUGAGACUUUUAAUCUUGCAUUUCUGAAAAAUCACAACUUCAUUGUUUCAGAGCUUUCUGUAAAAGCAGGUAACCUACACAUGAUGAGAGAUCCAUUCUUUUUUUUGGAAAACCUUAUUUUGUAAGGGAUAAUGUACUUUGUCAGAUGUCUGUACAAUAAUGUACUUUGAGAUGACUGUACAGGAAUGCAUUGUGAGUAACCAAUGACCAUCUCCAGACUCCAUGUAGAUUUUGUACAAAAAAAAUCCAACAAAUGAUCAGGGCCAUUAUGUUUAAUCCAUUUUACGCAGAGAACUGUAGGUGUCUUGUACUGUUCUGACACACCCUAUUGCCUGGCUCAUUAUUUUCAGUGAUAAGGCAGACUUCUGAUAUGGUCCUCACACUAGCCAGUUUGAUCCAUUUCUUUUAUUGAGCAUGGCUGGGGAUUUUAUGCAGACAUACCUGAGUAGUAGAGAACACUGGAGCUAAUUGGGUGAAGCCAAUGUUAGACUUGAAGAGCUUAUUGAAAAAGAUUUGUUCAUUCCUUCAUCCUCUCCCCAUGUCUCAUCAAUCGUUGGAGAGUGAAAAGGGGGUAAUAGGUGGAGGAUCAGAAAGCACAGCACUCUCACUGAGACACAAAACCUCAAGUUACAGUAAUCAAUCUAGGUCAGAAAGUAACUAGUGCGUAAGACUUUUCGAAGAGGAUCAGUCAAACUUCAUACCAACUCAAUUUUUUUGCAGAUGCGGAACAGAACAUUGGUGGUGAUCAAAACAAAUGAAGUGAUAGGAAGUGCCUUUUAAUUGGUGGAAAUUCUAUUUGCACUGUUAGGGUGGUGUGAUGGUUCAUAUUCCUAGACUGGUAAUCCAGGGGUCAAGAAGUAAAACCACAUUGGCAUUUUGAAGACUUCAAUUUCUAAACAAACUUUGAAUUUUUUAUUACAUUAUGUAGAAAUGAAGUUGUCUGACAGACAGUUCUUUAGAGCAUAAAGCACUUCUGAUAGGGUGGCUGGGUCAAAUAUUUCUGUGCUCUCAAUACUAUAAUAAUGAGACCAGUGGCUCCCUGAAAGAAUGGAAUUUAAUCUCAAUCUCAUCUCUUUUCACCAUAAUUUAGAAUAUAAACAUCUUCAAAUAAUUUAUUCACCGGUAUUUGUUUGUUUCUCAUAGGAUAAUUCUAUCUCAUCAUUACUCUUACACAAAGAGAUGUUAUCUUACCUUGUUCUUUGGUGUUACUCUUAAAUUCUUCUUCCCCAGUGAAAGUACUUCCUUUUUCUAUUCUCCUUUUAAAUUCCCUGUUUAGAUUUUAUGCUUCAUUGAAAAGCACUCUGUUUCUGUAUUCUCUACUCUGAUCCCUAGUGAUAAUUGGCCCAAAGCUUUGACCUGCCACCAAUGUAUCAAAUUGUCAUUAUGAAUGAACUGCUUGAUAAUCUAAUGUGGGCCAGUCAGAUUUCAGGGUGGCAAUUAAAAUCCACCCAACAUUCUAACUGGAAUGAGCAACUUGACAAUGACAGUGUCAAAAUGCAGAAGGACAAGAAAUGUGUGCUGGAGUUGAGAUUUUUUUUAAAUUACAUAUGUCCAUUAACUCAUUGUUUCGAGCAGUGAAUAUUCAGGAGCAUGAAUAUUGAUAGUGAAUAGGCAAAUUGUGGUAAUCUAUUUCUGCUUUGUUGCAAUGUCUAGCUCAAUACAAACUGGGGAAAGGAACUGAGAACGCCCUUACUGAAUGCUGCUCUUUCACUGAGUAUAAUUUUAAUCAUUUUUGAUUAUCAGUUUAAAAUGACACAUAAAUGAAGGUGAAUUUUAACAUCUUCUCUGAAUACAGGCUGGGAGGCAGUUAAAAUGCGUAUGGGAGACAUUGUGAGGAGAGUUGGAUAUUGUCCUACACCACAGUGUUACUGACAACAGAAAACUUAUUAUAUGAUUAUCUGCCAAUCAGAGGCCGGUCAAUCCAAAAAAAAUGAUUAAUUGCCCACCACAUUCUGCUCUCACUGACAAGCGGGACUCUACCACCACGCAGACAGACUGCUGAACAAACCCAGUGGACUGUCAAGGGAAGGAGUACCCCUUUAUGACCACUCCAUGGCUAAGAGAGGAGCCCACAGGUGCCAUUGCUCGUUCAUGUGGUAAUGUUGCUGAACUGGAAAGUGCAAAUCUCUUUGUACUGGAAUAGAACUGAAAAACAGAAGUCAGAACAUGCCAAACAAAUCUUCAGUUCAUGGCUGAAGUGAAGAAAGAUGAAACCCAGCUCAUUGUAAACUAUAGGGAGUAAUAAUUUACUCAUGGAAUUUGUGACUUUAAAAAUGUAUAAGUUUCCUAGGGGCAGAGCUUCAGAAGAGACCUGGGGAUGAAUCUGGGGUAAGCACAACAAUGAGGGGGGAGAAGAUGAUGAUUAAAUAUUUAACCAUUUUCAUUUACACACAGUUUACACUAUGGGUAUCAAUAGUCGUGAUUCUGAGCAGGAAACCUAACAAAGGGUUGUGAUUCUGAGCUGGAAACCUAUCCUCUGCCUUUCACCUCCAUGUAUGGUUACAUCAAUGCAUGGGAAAUUGUUUUGGACAUAAUAUUCUGUGGCUAGUCAGUAAGCAGUUUUAACUGUUAAAACUGUUUACAAAUUCCACGUAGCAGGUCAUGGAGUUUGUUUCCCAUUGUUGUGUGCAGGCCAUUUAACAUUAGAUUUUGAUCUAUGAAGUUGUAAUAAGUCUUGGUGUGGUGGAUGCAUGACUUUAUCAAACAACCCCCAGCUGACCUUCUCCCCAGCCAUUCUUGAUGGCAAACAUGUCUUUUUCACUCCUUCACAAUUGCAACAACAGCAUUCAUUUAUGUGGGUAAUUUAUCCCACUCUCGAGGCCACAAUCUUGCAAGCUAGCUGAACUCUUUAUUGACAUUACACCAGAGUUUGUGGGAGUAAUGAACAACUCUUCUGCUGUUCAAACUUUAGUCUGUAAGGAUUAAGAAAUAAGUAAUUAUGAACAGAACAGUCUCUCCUGGUGUGCAUCUCUUGCGUCUCAAUGGUGUCAUUGCAUGUUUAACCGUCCCAACCCAUAGCAUCCAACAGGCUUUACAACCUGAGGAAAACUGCUUCUUCCACACUCGUAGCAUAUUAUUGUUAUAUUAUUAUUAAUCAUGAUUAAUUAAUAAUAAUAAUUAGUAAUCCAAGAGCCAACAUGCUAGCUUCAUUAGCUUGAUUGUAACUAGGCCUGGCUCCAUUACGUUACACUGGGCUGGGGUGUAGGCUGUAUGAUAAAGGUGGACCAUAUCUAUGCAUUACACCAAUUGCACGUGGCAACUGCAUGUCAUGGAAGAGUUGCACAUUUUGUCUCACCGACAUCAUCUGCAUGAGAUGCAUGUCCUUCCAGCCACGCUAAGCAAAUAAUAUUGGUACGAGGAGUGUCAUAUCUGAACAAAAUUAGGGGAGAAGUUUUUCAAAGUGUCAUUUUGAUGUUUGUUUAAUUUCCAAUGAUUUCUAAGAAUAUAAUGUCCCCUUGCAACCAGAAUAAAAGACCCUAGCCGCAAGACAAUCCUAACCAGCUUCUAACCAGUUCUGCUUAACAAAAGAAAUUAGUACCUCACUAAGAUAAUGAAGUGUUAUUUAUUAUAAUAAACGUUAAUGAAGAA